AUGCAUCGAAGAACCGCCAUUCCUUCUGGUUCGGCACCAUCCUCUGGUGGAGUAUCAUCAUCAUCAUCGCUCCCCGGAAAACCGACUAGACGCCGCCGCCGAAACCAACAAAGUCUCUUUCGCCGACAUCAACAAGAAACUGUUAUGCUGUUGAUCCAAACUCUUUCGAUUCUCAUUCUAAUGUCCUGUGGCUUUGUGCUCGCACUAAAGGUCCUAUUUGGUUACAAUAUAAUGGCCAGUCGUAUUCCUAGCUACGGCAGCAGCAGCAGUGAACAACACUUGGGACAAAGGGUCUUUGCCAGCAACGAAGAACGCAUUGCGCACGAUUUUGUUCCAUUGGUACCUUCUCGGGUGUACGCCAUUCCGGAAAGCAUGCCUCACAUUGGUGACAAGUCGGAUGACUAUGCCACCUUGCGCAAAGAAUUUGAUUCCCUGCCAUUGCCAGAGAUUCCGCAGCGAUUCAAUUUUGACACCAUGGUCAUGGAGCACUCCAACAGCGAUCAAGUUGGCUACGACAUUUACGAUUGUCCGGCCACUCCGCCACCGGGAUAUCCGUUUGAUUGGAACAUGUUGCAGAUUCUAGAGAGUUGGCCACCAGAUGAUCCUGCUCCCAGAGCCAAGAUUUUUCAAGGAUUGUGUGUCUUUGAUUUUACCAAGGACCAUGACAAGGCCAUGAACUAUCGAACGGCCGAAGUACCCUUUGUGGUAGUCAAUGAUCCAGAAGUUAAGGCUGCUGUCAAACGAUGGAACGCUCCCAAUUACAUGGAACGCAUGUUGGGUGGUGUCAAGCAUCGAACGGAAUACUCGGAGAACAAUCAUUUCAUGUACUGGCAACCACCUCGCAAAAUUAUGAAAAAGAACAAGCAGGGCAAGCGACACUUCCAGUUUGCCAAGGGUCAAGAUCCAAUACCCAAGGACUGGCAGGAACCCACCAAAAUGAUGCGCAUGGCAUAUUUGCAAUGGUUGGAGCACGCCAAUGUGACCGACCUGGAAUUGGGCCCUGACAAGCCGCAUUGGUAUUAUCGAUUGAUUGGUUGUGGCGAAACUGGCACCAAGGGUGAAUGCGACAACGGAUCCUCCGAAUAUCUAUUUGAUGAACUGCCCUUUUUCCAACCCAAACCGGGAUUGUAUAUGGUCGAACACGACAAACAAAAGGGCAUCCAUUGUCGAUUUGGUAUGAAGGGUGUCAUUGCCGAGAAUCAUUUUGAUGGAUCCCGGAAUUCCAUUGUGGUCUUGGGAGGAGAACGUCGCUACAUUUUGGCCCAUCCCAAUCAAUGUCAAAAUUUGGCCUUAUUGCCAAAGGGGCAUCCAUCGGCCCGGCACUCGGCAGUGGAUUGGUCCGAUCCCGAUUUGGAAACCUAUCCACAGUUCCAAGAGGCACGAGGCAACGAAGUUGUCCUGCAAGCGGGGGACGUCCUAUAUUUGCCCACAAAUUGGUUCCACUACAUUAUCAGUCUCAGUCUCAACUUUCAAUGCAAUACGCGGUCGGGAAUUGAUGACAGGUACAUGAAACCAAUCCAUGAGUGUGGCUUUUAG
Molecule: messenger RNA, 1536 nt
Organism: Cylindrotheca closterium
Lineage: Eukaryota; Bacillariophyta; Bacillariophyceae; Bacillariales; Bacillariaceae
Source: the annotation of a GenBank genome assembly